This is a messenger RNA of Rubroshorea leprosula, 1688 nucleotides long. The record is from the annotation of a GenBank genome assembly. NCBI's taxonomy places the organism in Eukaryota, Viridiplantae, Streptophyta, Magnoliopsida, Malvales, Dipterocarpaceae.
GCGAAAGGGCUGAGCUACUUGGUUCUCUCUCUCUGUGUUUAGGCUUUGCAGAUUUCAUAAAGAAGAAGACUUAAGGGAGGCAAUUACUAUUUAAUUUUAAUUAAUGGGUUCUUCGAAGAGGAAGUCUGCGGAAGGCUCAUUCGCUGACUCCUCUCCGCCGCUCAAACAGAAAAAGGAUAAUGAUUCGGCUGCCUCUGACGACCUCCUGGCCUGUCUACAUGAUGUCUCCUACCCGGAGGGUUAUGCUCCAAAGAUUCCCCCUUCACCUCCAGCUGACGCCAAACCCGCCAAGGAAUUCCCCUUCACUCUUGACCCUUUUCAAUCUGAAGCUAUCAAGUGCCUUGACAAUGGCGAGUCCGUCAUGGUUUCAGCUCAUACUUCUGCUGGGAAAACUGUAGUGGCAUCCUAUGCCAUUGCUAUGUCUCUGCAGAAUAAGCAGCGGGUUAUAUAUACUUCGCCAAUUAAAGCACUCAGCAACCAAAAGUUUAGGGAGUUUAAAGAAGAGUUUUCUGAUGUUGGUUUGAUGACGGGAGAUGUAACAAUUGAGCCCAAUGCUUCGUGCUUGGUAAUGACCACUGAGAUCUGGCGCAGUAUGCUUUACAGAGGAUCUGAGAUCGUACGGGAAGUUGCUUGGGUUAUUUUUGAUGAGGUGCACUACAUGCGUGAUAGAGAGAGAGGUGUCGUAUGGGAAGAGAGUAUUGUCAUGGCACCAAAAAACUCUAGAUUUGUGUUUCUCUCAGCAACUGUGCCUAAUGCAAAAGAAUUUGCUGAUUGGGUCGCUAAGGUCCACCAGCAGCCUUGUCACAUUGUUUAUACCGAUUAUCGGCCAACACCCCUUCAGCAUUACAUUUUCCCUGCUGGAGGUGACGGUCUGUACAUGGUGGUGGAUGAAAGGGGAAGGUUUCGGGAAGAUAGCUUUCAGAGAGCUUUAAAUGCGCUUGUUCCUAAAGCUGAAAGUGACAAGAAAAGAGAGAGUAGUAAGUUACAGAAGGGUUUAGUGGUGGGGAAAGUUGGCGAAGAUAGUGAUAUCUUCAAGUUGGUGAAAAUGAUUAUUAGACGUCAAUAUGAUCCUGUGAUUAUAUUCAGCUUCAGUAAAAAGGAAUGUGAAUUUCUUGCAACACAGAUGGCAAAAUUGGAUUUGAAUGACGAUGAUGAAAAAACAAACAUUGAAAUCAUCUUUUGGAAUGCCAUGGGCAUGCUUUCAGAUGACGAUAAGAAGCUACCUCAGGCAAGUUCUAUUCUUCUUGGUGGCAUGUAUUUGUCAGUGCAUGUGUCUUCUUUUUUAUCCAAUUGAACAUGCAAGUGCUUGUGCAUUUUUGAGUAUGCACAUGCAUGUAAAAUGCAUGUUGUAUAGAAUUUUUUAUUUUUGUAUUAUUGUACAGAGAGCAGUGAUUAAGUCACUGUAAUCUCAUCUUGUGGCACAAGGCCUACAAACUCCUAUCAUAUCUUUCUUCAAAAUUUCUCAAACUUGAUCUGGUGGUUCCUCAUGUAAAAUGCAUGUUGCAUAGAAUUUAUAAUGUAUGGCAUUAUUUAGAGUUAUUUCUUCUUACUGAAUUGUGAUUUUGAUUGAUAUUGAAACCAUGAUGAAAUUUACUGGUGAUUCUUGAUUCAGUUGUGGUUUACAGCUUUAUGUGUAGUUCUGAAGUAUUAUAUAGAUUUGCUCAUUGAAGCUACUUUCAGUUUAUUCC